Messenger RNA from Fusarium poae, 753 nucleotides. RefSeq lists its product as uncharacterized. The transcript has a single exon. NCBI's taxonomy places the organism in Eukaryota, Fungi, Ascomycota, Sordariomycetes, Hypocreales, Nectriaceae. The record is from RefSeq and is a predicted model, not a curated record. The coding region runs from base 1 to 753 and encodes 250 amino acids.
AUGAGAAUUCGUAAUUUUGUCUUUGUCAUGCAGUUUUUAACUGCCAAUGCUGCCAUCUACGAUUCUCUCUUCCCGACAGCGAGGCCAACUACAUCAGACAACGGCAUCGACUGCAUGUUCGAAGACUUUUACCCAAUCUUCUCUGCCUUGACUCCCAACGGAAGCCUAUCAACAGCCCUUCUGUCUUACGGCGACAAGCUGAUCAAGGACUGCCCUUUGACUGACGUCGACGUAAUGGGCCUACCCACAUGCCCAUACCCAGCACUGUCAGACUGGUGCUCCUUCAGCGACCAUGCACCUGCAACUCUCCUGCCUGAAUGGUCAUCCUAUGGUAGCUCAGCUUCCUCGUGGUGGUCAGAGCACAGCUCCUACGCUGUAAAGUACGCCCAUGUUUGCAAGAAGAAGUGGUUCAAUCAGAUGAUUGGUGUUGUGUAUGGUUCAGCUAGACUGAAUAAUACUAUUCACUGGGGCGAGUGCUACGCCCAAGCCUAUGCCACUGUGGACGGCAAGGUCACUGAAACAUCGACAUCAAUCGCAAAAGCAACAACUGGUAUGAAGGUCACUUCUACGGUACCUGAAGAGACCCGCACAACUUCAGAAAAAAUCGAAGAAACUCCAAAAGAGGCCCAGGCUACUGCGAAGGCAGAUCAGGGAGAGGAAUCGUACGGAAGUCAGGUCAAGGCUCGAGGGGCUGGUAUUUGGCUUAUCGCUGGCAGUGGAUUUGCAGCAGUUCUUUUAAAUGACGUUUUGUAA